AGGCGCGGAGUGCGAGCAGGUGGUGCAGCGGGCAGGGCGGCCGGGAGCGGGGGGCCUGGCGGACACCCGGCGAGGCUAGCGGCGCCGCCGCUGCCUCCGCCAUGGCGGGCCGCAGCCGCCUCCCGCUCCCCGUCUGCGAACCCGGCGCCCGCCCAAGCCGCUCGGCAAGGCUGCUCAGACUCAUCAGAAACACGGAAAAAUAAUUCCUGUGGAUACAUGCAACCGAUAUCAACAUACGUUGUGACGAUUUCACAAUUGGACUUGGAACAAUACUCCAUCAUUAGCAGUAGCAUCUGCACGAGCAGUGGCUUAUUAAUGUAUGUAAAGUAAUUGUUUUCAUCAUUUACGUGUAAGAACUUGGAAAGAACGAAUUCACGAGUCAGCCAGCACCAAUACUGUCUUGACCAAUUCACAUUGUCUACAUCAGGAUUGCACAACUUAAACGAUUACUGGCUCCAUUUUAAUCCCAAAAUUCUCCUGAAAUGCAUUAAACGUUUAACGAGAAAAUAUAUGUUUAAAUCAUUUUUAUAAUUAACAUGUAAUUUGAAAAAUAUAUGAUAAUUCAUAAAACAAUAUAAAUCAUUAUCUAAAUAUUUAAUAUUAGCCCAUAAUUUGAGUUACAAAACAUUUGAGGGUAGCCAGCCUCUUUGAGUUGAGCAAACCUGAUUUCCAUCCCACCGAUAGCCGAACAAAGCAACUGCGCAUUUUCUGCUUUUCCGAAAAAAAAAAAAACCCUAGUAAACUUCGAUCUACGAACUGCCACCAAAACACUAUAUCGGA
Messenger RNA from Gryllus bimaculatus (two-spotted cricket), 780 nucleotides. Lineage: Eukaryota; Metazoa; Arthropoda; Insecta; Orthoptera; Gryllidae. The record is from the annotation of a GenBank genome assembly.